AUGAGAGAUGUUGAGGAUGAGCUAGAUGAUGUGCCUCAUCUGGCAGAGACAGAGGUAUAUGUGUCACAUAUGGUAGAGAUAGAGGUUUCCAAUACUCUAGAGAUGGCUAAGGUGCCCCAUCCUUUUGAGGCAGAUGCAACAACUACUAUAGAGGUUACUCCAAAGAUUAUUCCUGAGGCGCACACUCCACAUACGGCUAUUGAGGUGUCACCUACUGAUGAUAUGGAGGUUACUCAUCCUGUUGAGACAAAUGACACUGCCCCUUCUUCAAUAGACCCGUUUGUACACACAGAUGGGGGUUUCUUGUAA
Molecule: messenger RNA, 309 nt
Organism: Vicia faba (fava bean)
Lineage: Eukaryota; Viridiplantae; Streptophyta; Magnoliopsida; Fabales; Fabaceae
Source: the annotation of a GenBank genome assembly